Molecule: messenger RNA, 955 nt
Organism: Pygoscelis adeliae (Adelie penguin)
Lineage: Eukaryota; Metazoa; Chordata; Aves; Sphenisciformes; Spheniscidae
Gene: LXN
Product: latexin
Exons: 6
Coding region: 1-729 (242 amino acids)
Molecular function (GO): metalloendopeptidase inhibitor activity
Source: RefSeq, a predicted model, not a curated record
AUGGCACGUCCUACAAGGUGGUCUUCGCAUGUUCUGUCUCGUUGCCGUGAUGUGUCAUCUCGUGGCUGCAGACCGGCUCCGUUCACCGAUCCAAUGCUGUGUGCAGGAGCACUCUUAACACGGCAGGAAGAAAUAAAAGAAUAUCCUAGCUCUGCAUGGCUCCUGCGGGGAACGACACUGCUGCAGCGUUUCACAGAUAUCGACGAUGUUGGGCAUAAGUACCAUCUGGAACUGGUGUUAGAAGACAUCCUUGACAAAGACAGUACUGUUAACUGCACUGCUGAGGUUCUUUAUCAUCUGGGCAACAAAAACAUUGCUCCAGCUGUGCAAUUCACAAUUGAAGGAGAACUUAAGAACACAGAUGAAGCAGAUAACAUAUUCUACAGUCGAAUCAAGAGCCUGGAAAAAGAGCUUGUGGCAGAAAAUAUACCAGACAGCCAUGGCAGUGUGUCCCCAGAAAUGGAGCCCAUCCGCCUGCUAGCGCAGGUCGCCUCUGGCUACGUGAUAUGGCAGAACUCAACUGAAAACACUAAGUUCCAGCUUGCCCAAAUUAAACACGUGAAGCAAGUGAAAAGAAGUGAUGACUGUCUUGAAUUUGACUACAUGAUUCUACUUCAUGAAAUGGUGUCCCAGGAGAUCAUUCCCUGGCAAAUGACAGUUCUCUGGCACCCACAGCAUGGUGUUCAAGUAACACAGGACAGCUGUCAGCCAAAACAUGCAUUGGAAUAACGGACCACCUGAUACUGCAAUGGAACAAGCUCAAAUGCUACAAUAAGCAUUUGAAGGGAGGGCAGAUAAGUUGAUGAGGGUGGAUAUGCAAUCAAGGUACGAAGAAAAAAGUCCUUCCUCAAUUAAACUUUGCCUGUACAUUGUGCUUUGAUCUGAUAAUCCAAAAAGCACUUUGUCUGCUACAUAAUCAAAUUCUGCAUAAAUUUAAAAAACCUCUGUUGCCAGA